CAGAGAAGAGAGGUCAUAAAACAAAAAAAUAGAAAUAUGGACUACAGAUAUGACAGCUGAAUGAUAAUUAAAACUAGAAUGACUUCUACGAAUUUAUCACCAAAGCAACUAAAUUUUGCCCACCUCGUUUUAGCAUGUGUGGAUGUUAUCAAACAGCCUCUUAUAGACAUAUUGGAUAUUUACAUCAAACCAAGCGAUCUUUGCAAAAAAGUUAGACAGUCCAAUGAUUUAACGAGCGGACCAUAUAAACUUAAUUCCGAGCAACUAAAGAAAUGUGGAUUUACAUCGCCUUAUCUUCCUAUUUAUAGUCAGUUUGAUGUUACUUUGCUUUAUAAACUUAUAAGAAAUCUCUGCCCGAGGGCACUGACACCCACAAACGGAUGGGGAAAGGAUCCACAAGCGAUUGACACACAGCCUGGAGAUGACAUCGAACGUAUCAGACAGUUUAGAAACGAAAAUGUGGCACAUGUAAACUCUGGAGAGCUUGAUGAUACGAAGUUUGAAGCUAUUUGGAGUGAUUUAGAGGAUGUCGUCAAGAGGAUUCAGAGUUUUACAACAGCAAACGGGUGCAGCUCCGACUUUUUACAACAACUGUCAGAUCUUAAAGGGCGUACUGUUGAAAUUGAUGAAUACACAUCGGUCAUAAAAUCAUUAGAAGAGGAAAUGAAAGAAAAGGUAAAAACAGCAGUUCCAUGGAAUGUGAAAGAAAUAUAUAAAAAAGUUGUCUUGGAAUGGAAACAAAAAGACAAAGUAUACUUUGAAACACACAGCUUUCCAGCGAUGUUUGAACAAGUUAAAAAUCAGCCAUAUGUAACGUUUGUUGGUUCACCAGGCUCAGGAAAAUCAGCCACGGCCCACCACAUUGCACUGAAGCUGCAAAAUGAGGAAGGGUAUGACAUCUUACCAAUUAAAGAAGUAAGCAAAAUAGAACAUUACUGUGAUCCUGAAAGUCCACAAGUGUUUGUCAUUGAUGACGUGGUUGGUGUGUUCGGUCUUAAUAACGGACAGUUUGAAAUGAUAGAAAGGUAUGAAGAUAGAAUUAUCUCAGCUGACAUGUCAAAAACAAAAAUUAUUAUGACAUGUCGAGAGGUCGUUUUUAGAAACGAAACAUUGUCAAAAUGUUUCUUGACCGAAAAUGCGAAUGUUAUUAAGUUACAAAGCGAGGACAACAAGUUAUCCGACGAAGACAAACUUUCUUUACUUGCGAAUUACGGUUUGGAUGUAGGUUUGAUUCCUUCAAAAAGAAUGUCUGAAACAUCAGCCAUGUUUCCAUUUUUAUGCAAAAUGUUUUCAGAACAGAAAUUUAAUGUUCACGGAUAUAGGUUUUUCAUAACACCUAUAAAAUACAUUAAAGAUGCACUUGACGAUAUGCAAACACGAAACCAAAUGCAUUAUUUUUCCUUAGUUUUAUUGAUGCUUCAUCAGAACAAACUGUCCGAGACAGAUUUAGUGAAAGAACUAAUUGAAAACAAACCCAUUGACAUAAACGAUGUUUUCAGAAAAUGCAAAGUUAGUAGUCAUAAAGAUAGUUUUAAAAUAACUGGAGCACUACAAGAAAUGGACGGGACCUACACUCAAACAUGUGAUGACCAGUUCUGUUUUAUACACGACUCCAUGUUUGAAAUCGUUGCAUGCCAGUUUGGUCGUCAAUUUCCGGAACUGGUUUUGAAAUACAUGAGUAGUGAAUUCAUUGCUUACUAUAUAAAGAUAGGCACCAAGGACGGUGAAAUAAAUGACAAUGAAAGCGAAGAAAUGUUAGAGAACAUCGAACAUUUGUCUAUAACAUUGCACGACUCCAAACUCCCGAUGUUUGCUGAACGUUUAUUUAUUGAUCUUAAAGAUGGGAAAUUCAUUGGGAUUUUUAAAUCUCUGAAACAUCCAUCUGUUAUGCAGGCUUUUCAAACAUUAAUUAAGGAAAAACAGUAUGACGAACUAUUUACUGCAUUUCUUUCUAAUAAAAGAGAUGUAAAAAAAGAUGUUCUUUUCAAAUACAGUAUGUUUGAAAUCUGCCUUGAAGAUGAAGAUGUGUGUGAUUUGCUCACCGGCGGAUUGAUCAACAAUGAUGAGCAUAGCAAUUUCGUGAGAGCCAUUUCGUACUUUGUUUUUCGAGGUCAACACGGUAUUCUCCAGCACAUUAUAGAUCAAAUGAUGUUACAGAAAGGAAACAUCAAUGAUCUUUUUCAAAUAUUAUGCAAUGAAAAACAACAAAGUGGUCAAGGUAUGAUCGAGGAUGACACUGGCGCAGAAGUAGAGAGGACUGAAGGUGAUGGCACGACAGUUGAAACAACUACAAAUAAAACCAAGAUUCAGAUAAAGAGUUCACUUUAUUUUAAAAUUGCCGACACAGAUGAAGAAAUCGUGAACAAUGAUCGCACGAGAACAGGUUAUGAAGAUAGAGAAUUAGACAGCAAAUCAGAUAUCGGUAACUGCAUCGAACAAACGACUGUUGAACAAUGGCGUCUAUUUUGUCUCGGAUGUCAUAGUGGUGAUAUAAAUACCGUUAAAAUAUUGCUAAAAUACGUUAAUAAAUCUAUUUUAAACAUUUAUAUGAAUGAUCAAUUAUGUUUUUGGCACUCCGAACAAAAUCCAUUGACCAUUGCCUGCAAAUAUGGAUACUUUGAUAUUGCAAAGGAAUUGAUAAGAGCCGGGACGAAUGUUAACCCAAACAUUGAUGAUAAAUAUGUACAAUCACAUUUAUCAUAUUGUUGUUCAAGUGGUAAAGGACAUUGGGAUAUUGCUAAAGAAUUAAUUAAAGCAGGUGCUGAUGUCAAUAAAGGAAAUGCUUUUGGAAAGCAUUUUAUAGAUGCGUGUAUGAACAAUAAUUUGAGUGCUGUGAGAUUGCUGAUAAAAGCGGGGGCUAAUUUAUAUCUUAAAGACAGAAACAAAGUUUCAUAUGAUGCUAAACAUUUGAGAAUUGCUGAUGAAUUGAUCGAAGCUGACGCUAAUGCAAACUCUGCGAACGGGGUUCAAUCCUCUACGAGGACUUCUUGUGAUGAACAAUCAGAAAAUUUUGAAAUGCGGAACAACGCAGAUAUUGAUAUUAAUCCAAGUCAGAAAAAAACAUCUAUAACAUAUAAAACACCACUGAUUAUAGCAUGCAAAAAAGGAGACCAUCAUAAAGUUAGACUUCUGAUUGAGGCAGGGGCUGAUAUACGUAAAGACGAUGGACAUAGAACGCCGCUUGCUGUUGCCUGUCAGAAUAGAUGUUUGAAGAUAAUUAAAAUGCUUAUUAAAGCUGGGGCAGAUGUCAACCCAAUAAAUGCGAAAAUGUCUCCACUUAUGGUCGCGUGCAAUGACGGUGAUUUACGGUGUGUUCAAGAUUGGAUAAAAAGAGGGGCGUUGCUUAAUUUUAAAACAGAAAACGGAACACCUCUUAUAAUUGCAUGUAAACAAAUAAAUAACAGUGUUUUUGAAGAGUUGAUAAAAGAGGGGGCUGAUGUCAAUCUCGAAGCUAGAGGGGAAAAUCCACUAACAGCUGUUUUAGGUUCUAAAAAAUAUUUUAUUAUAUGCGAUGAAGAACAUACGAUAUAUAGAUUUACAGCCUUGAUACAAGCAGGAGCUGAUGUUAAUCUGAAAGUUGGAGAUAAAACGCCCUUAAUAAUCGCAUGUCAGGAUGGAAACACAAAUAUAGUUGAAGUGUUGAUAAAAGCAGGGGCUGAUGUCAAUCUGGAAGUUGGAGAUAAAACGCCACUUACAGUUGUUCUUAAUUCUUAUGAAAAUAACACUUACUUUGGAAAAUAUCUUAAAAACAAAAUUGAUGUAGUUAAAGUUUUAUUACAAGCGGGAGCUGACUUCAAUCAGAAGGCUGGAGACAAAACACCAUUACUGGUUGCCUGUCAGAAAGGGUAUACUGAUGUUGUUGACGAAUUCAUAAAAGCAGGAGCUGACUUUAAUCUGACAGCUCAAGUAGAAACAAACCUGGAGGUUGUGUGUCAAGAAAGAUAUAGGAAUGACGAAGAGGGGGUUGGACAAAUGGUGAAAGACAUUCAUUUGGAAUUGCAAAACCAGUCACAACUUUUAACUGCUUGUUUUCGUAAACAGUUGACCAUAGCUGACUUGAUAAAAACAAAUGAAGACUCCAUCACCUGUAAGGAUGAUGACAACGUAUCUCGUACAUCUAAAUGUUUAAUUAAACAUUUAGGAGAAAAUGAAGGAUUGAUUAAAUCAUGGGCUUAUUCAAACCCUAAAAAUAUAUUGUCGUUUUUAAUGAAAACUGCCUGCCAAUUUGGCCAUUUCAAUUUAGUUAAAGAAUUGAUAGAAGUUGGAGUUGACAUAAAUCUAAUAGAUGGAAAUGAAACACCACUUAAUAUUGCCUGUCAGAAAGGACAUGUAACUGUUAUCAGAGAGUUGAUUAAAGCAGGUGUUGAUGUGAAUUUGGGAGUUGGGUGUAAAUAUCCACUUACAGUAGCAUGUGAACAGAUGGAAAUUGAUGCAGUAAAAGAGUUAAUACAGGCAGGGGCUGUUGUCAAUUUGGAAGGUAGCAAGAAAACACCACUAACAACUGUUUGUGAGUUAUACAAUAGUCGUGAAGUGUUUGGGACAUUUGAUAUAAAACUGCAAAUAAGUAUAUUGGAAGCGUUGAUAAAAGCAGGAUCUGACGUUGAUAUGAAAGCAGGUGAUGAAACACCACUGAUAAUUGUAUGCAGACAGGGAAACAUUGAUGCAGUAAGAUUGUUGUUAGAAUCAGGGGCUGAUGUCAAUCUGGCAGCUGGAGGUAUAACACCACUAACAGCGGCUUGUGAAAACUGUCAUUUCGAUGAGAUUGAGGAAUUAAUAAAAGCGGCUUGUAAAAACUGUCAUUUAGAUGUGGUUGAGGAAUUAAUAAGAGCGGGGGCUAAUGUCAAUCAAAAGGAUGCACACAAAACACCCCUCACUACUGCAAUAUCUUCGUCGUUGAGAUCUAUAAAAUUUAUUGAGUUUGUUAUCAAAGCAGGGGCUGAUGUUAAUCUGAAAGAUAAGGAUCAUACACCACUAACUUUGGCAUGUCAAGAGGGCAAUUUGCGAAUUAUUGCAGCAUUGAUUAAUGCAGGGGCUGUUGUUAAUCUCAAAGCUUGGCGUAAGAGACCACUAACAGUCGCAUGCACGGAAGGACAUUUUGAUGUUGUAAAAUACCUAAUACAAAGGGGGGCUUGCGUUAAUUUAGAUGACGGAAUUAAAACACCACUAGAAAUAGCGUACGAUAGAAAAUUCAUGCGAAUAGCAGAAUAUCUUAUUAACGCUGGGGCCAGUAUUAAUUUCUUAAAGGAUGUGUUUGCACCAAUAACAGUUGCGUGCCAAAUGGGUCGAAUCAAUGAUGUUAGAAAAAUGAUAAAAGCUGGGACAGAGCUCAAUCCUAGCAAUGUAGAUAAAACACCACUGACAGCUGCAUGUCAGAAAGGACAUUUGAGUUUGGUAAAGGAACUGAUUAAUGCAGGAGCUUCGGUCGAUUUAAUGGAUAGAUUUAGUACUCCCCUUACAACUGCAUGUUUUUGGGGACAUUUGAGUGCGGUUAAAGAGUUGAUUAACGCAGGGGCUUCUGUUGACAAAAUAGAUAAAUACAAUACUCCUCUGACAACUGCAUGCAUUUGGGGACAUCUGGAUAUAGUUAAAGAAUUGAUAAGGGCUGAUUCCAAUGUCAACCUCGAGGAUGUAUAUAAUACACCACUAACAACUGCAUGCUAUUGGGGAGAAUUGGAUAUUGUAAAAGAGUUAUUAGAAUCUGGUGCUGAUGUCAAUCUACAGGAUGAGGAGAACACACCUCUAACUAUUGCAUGUUUGAACAAUCGCAUAGAUAUUGUGAAGGAAUUGACUAAAGCUAAGGCUAAUGUCAAUUUAAAUGCUGGGGGUAACACACCGCUUACAGCUGCGUGUGAAAAGGGAGAUAUAUGUAUAGUAGUAAAGUUAAUAGAAGCAGGGGCUGAUGUCAAUCUCGGAGUUGAAGUUGAAACAACAGAUACAGACGACGAAUUAAUAGACAACAAAUUUGAUAUUAGUGGUGUACUAUGGUUACAAUCGCAGUUCAACGAGGAACGUUAUAUUAUGGUCCAAAACAUACACGUUAUAUAAAAAUGCCCUGGUGUAACGAUGUAAGAUAUUGAUUCAUACGUACACUGUUGACAACUCCGUGUAGAUAUACGCAUGGUUAUAUUAAGUAUUAUUAAAACUUUUAUUAAAAUAAACAAUACUUUUCGUCAGGAAGACGUUAUUUCAUUUGAAACAAAAGAACUGAUUCUCAAAAAUAAUUUUUUAAUCAUUAGUGAUUUAUUUGAAUAUGCAUCAUGAUGCAGCAUGGUCGAUGCUUUAAUUUUUCUUGUAGUUUUGUUUCAUAAACAACAAUAUAUAUUAUGUUUAUGUAACACUGAAACUCUGUUGAGUAAGAGUGAUGAUAGAAUAAAUGUUUGAAAGUAACUUUUUAUGCAAGAGUUAAAGUUCAAGUUAAAAAAAUAAAUUGCAUGGAACAAAUUAUUAUUUCACGAGGGAAAUAAAGUGAUUUUAGUUGAAAUAAAUGAGUUGAACAUGUAAGUGACAGUAAUAUAAGAACAAAGAAAUAUUAUGAUUUUGCUAAAGGUAUAUUCGUUUAAUCAAUUGUUGCUUUUUUUAAAACCAAAACUAUAUGCAUGCUCUGUUAUCAUUUUUCUGAUUUUGUUGAAUGUAUUUUCGUUUAUUCAAUUAUUAUGUUAGUUUUGGAUCUUUAGGCCUUUUUUGUUUUGUAUUGCUUUGAUUUUUAUUUUUUUUUUUUGGUUUGUUGUUUGUUUGUUUGGGUUUUCAUUAAUUAAUGAUGUUACAGAUGAAUGCACUGACCCGUAUGUGUAAAUUAAUUUGUUACAAGAAGCAUUUGUAGAUAUAAUGAAUAGCUUGUGUAGAUGGGUAUGUUUAGUGUUAACUAUGAUGUGAUGUUAACAACUAAACCUACAUGUUAAUUUUUUCUCAACAGAGACUCUUAAAAUUUUUUUUAUUGUUACUUUAUAUGUUAUCUUUUAAGUUGUUCUGUCAAGUAGUAUCAUUAAUGUGUAAAAUAAUAAUACAAUGUAAUUGUAAAUUAUUAAACCUAAAUAAUACAAAGUACACACGAAAGGGUGAAGAAUGUACAACGCCUGUAUUUAUUAUUUGUUCCUGUGUUUCUCUUAAGAUAGAGAAGGUUGCCUUAAACAAUACUCUUUUGUGUCAAUAUACCAAACAAUUAGGUUAAUGUGUUAUAUGGUAGUGUAUUAUUCUUAUUUUUUCUAGCAUUUUUAAAUGGCUGGCUAUUUUAUAUGCUUAAACUUGUAAUGUUACAAUUGAGAAUUUUAAUAAAAGAUAAUUUAUUAAAUGAGAUGAAUCUUAAUGGAAUUUGUUUAAUCUUAUUUGCUACUUCAUAUUUUGUUCUCAAUUUUCACGAGAAUUAUUCAAGGUUAAUAAAAAUUUAAAAUAUAAAAAUUAAAGUGGACUUAUUUUGUCCAAAGUUUGAUACUUUUUUUUCAAUGUGUUGCCACACACUUUUUUUUUAAGGUAAUCUUUAGGUUAGAAUAUAAAAUAUAGUAACACAA
Molecule: messenger RNA, 7505 nt
Organism: Magallana angulata
Lineage: Eukaryota; Metazoa; Mollusca; Bivalvia; Ostreida; Ostreidae
Exons: 3
Coding region: 61-6045 (1994 amino acids)
Molecular function (GO): protein binding
Source: RefSeq, a predicted model, not a curated record